AUGCUCAUCAAAAGUAAUAAAAGAAAAAAAAGAACUGUCUGGAGUGAUGAAAAGUUUCUACUGAGCGUCCACAGCCCUGCAACGAUUCCCACCUUAGGAAACCUCGAUUACAAAGCGUUUUCUACCAGUAAGGAUGUAAUUAUACUUACAAUUCCUAAGCUAAUCGUCCCAGAAAAGAACUUCCACUCUCUCAAACCUUCUACUAAAGGUUGUUUGUUUUCUCACGAGAGAAGGCUAUCAAUAUUCAGGUUUUACUCUCAAAAGAAUUGUCUACUCGAGUGUAGAUUGAACUGCACCAUCAGGAAGUGCGGGUGUGUGACUUUCAACCAACCUAGGUUCAACACUACAGAUAUCUGUGGUAAGCCCAAGUAUCGGGACUGUCUGACCGGCGUAUGGUGUGGACAUUGCAACUGUCUGCCGGACUGUGUGUCCCUAGAUUAUACCAUUCAGCUAAAGGAACAUGGCUUGAAGAAAAACGUCAACGAGCACUCUGACGUCCACUUCAGGUUGAAGGUAGUCUACAAAUACAACACGUUCUCCACAACUCUUCGUCACAGUAUCAACAGCAUGGAAGAGUUUAUAGCGUACAGUGCGGGAAUUCUGGGAGUGUUCAAUGGGUUCAGUAUAAUGGCAUUGUGGGAAAUUAUGUACUUCGUAGUGCUGAGGAUCUGGGGCUCCAUUAGAAGGAUCAAUUAA
This is a messenger RNA of Macrosteles quadrilineatus (aster leafhopper), 696 nucleotides long. Its product is annotated as pickpocket protein 28-like. Gene Ontology annotation, molecular function: ligand-gated sodium channel activity. The coding region runs from base 1 to 696 and encodes 231 amino acids. Lineage: Eukaryota; Metazoa; Arthropoda; Insecta; Hemiptera; Cicadellidae. Gene Ontology annotation, biological process: sodium ion transmembrane transport. The record is from RefSeq and is a predicted model, not a curated record. The transcript has a single exon. Gene Ontology annotation, cellular component: membrane.